This is a messenger RNA of Astrephomene gubernaculifera, 885 nucleotides long. The record is from the annotation of a GenBank genome assembly. Lineage: Eukaryota; Viridiplantae; Chlorophyta; Chlorophyceae; Chlamydomonadales; Astrephomenaceae.
AUCUCUUGACAAGAUGAUUUCCAGUGGAGGCUCUAGCCGCUUGCUUGCACGGCGACAGCCUGUUCGUCAGCAGCAGCGGGCCUUUGCGUCGUUGCGCUCAUAUGUUCCCCUUCAGCGUGCACUAAAAUGCGCUGCUGAGCUAAAUGGUGAAAACCAUGGAGAAAAUAUGCGGCCACAGGAUUUCGCCAAACGUGUUGCAAGCAUGGCUAUGGCUGGCAUCGCUUCGGUGGCCAUCCUAGCACCAGGCGCCUUCGCUCGGCCGCCUGGGGUUAACCGUCCCGAACUCCUGCCAACCGGAGGGGAGGCCACACCUGUGAUUGACGUCGCAGGCUUCUUAACGACUUCGGAGGAAAGGCGCAUUGCGGCGGAGGUUACCUCCCUGGAGCACGACACGGGCUUCAAGCUGCGUGUCUUGGCGCAGAAUUACCCUGAAACGCCAGGUCUCGCUGUACGCGAUUACUGGGGUGUGGACGACAACACGAUUGUGUUUGUGGCGGAUCCAACGUUUGGUGACAUCCUGAACUUCAACGUUGGGGCCGCAGUAGAUUUGGAAGUCCCACGGAGCUUUUGGAGCCGACUAGCCGGAAAGUACGGCAACAAGUUUUACUGGCAGCAGAAUGGCGAGGCGGCCUCCAUCCUGAACGCGGUCUCUGCGAUCGACACCUGCUUGCGUGAGGAGCCAGGCCGCUUGAAAUGCAGCACUGUGCAGGGAGAGCCUGAGGAGGCCUCCGACUCCGGCGGACUGAUCAACAAGAUUUUCGGGUAGUGAUGACUGAUGAGGUCAUUUCCAGUUUUCCUGGGUUGGUUUCUGAGCGUCACAAUCGUGAGGCGAUUGUAUGGAGAGCUCUUUGUAGGCUGCACAUUGUCGACGGCGACAGGGUGGGG